Messenger RNA from Guillardia theta CCMP2712, 663 nucleotides. RefSeq lists its product as hypothetical. The coding region runs from base 1 to 663 and encodes 220 amino acids. Lineage: Eukaryota; Cryptophyceae; Pyrenomonadales; Geminigeraceae. Gene Ontology annotation, molecular function: histone H4 acetyltransferase activity; protein N-terminal-serine acetyltransferase activity; histone H2A acetyltransferase activity. The transcript is spliced from 3 exons. The record is from RefSeq and is a predicted model, not a curated record. Gene Ontology annotation, cellular component: nucleus.
AUGGCGAAGACGAAUGGAGCGACAUUGAAGUGCCCGCAGGAGUACAUAGAGGUGCUGAGAAAGGCUCUCAUAGGCAUUCUGGCUCUGACUUGCACGUUUUGCUCCCUCCUAGAUGAAAGAGGACAGGACAAAGACCUGUCCAAGGACGUGCAGCCUUACUCCAAGUUCAACCAGAAUGGGUUAAACUGCGAAAUUCGGUUCUCCAAGGAGCUCGGGAGCCUUGAGACUUGGGCUAUGAUCAUGACAACCAACAACAUGACGAAGUUGUACGACGAGUCCAAGUGUGCUUGGUCAGAUGACAUCAAGUUCGACGAACUGGUCGAUCACGGAGGGGCUGCCCGUUUCCUUGUGGUGUAUGAACGAGACGCGAGGUCCAAGGAUGCGAGGAACCCUGUGGGAUUUGUCCAUUUCAGGUUUACCCUCCAAGGUGAACCGGUCGGGGUGGAAGCAGGAGAGCCUGCUCUCUACGUUAUGGACAUUCAGCUGGAGGAAUCUGUCCGGAGGAGGGGAUUGGGGAAGCACCUCAUGACAGUGAUCGAGAACAUUGCUCGUCAGCAGGGAAUGAUGCACAUCCUGUUCCCUGUGGUCAAGGAGGACAGACGAGCGAGAUCCUUCGUUCUCGAGGGACUGAGUGGAUAUGUUGCAGAGCAUCUCGGUGCUUGA